Molecule: messenger RNA, 1658 nt
Organism: Numida meleagris (helmeted guineafowl)
Lineage: Eukaryota; Metazoa; Chordata; Aves; Galliformes; Numididae
Exons: 8
Coding region: 510-1655 (381 amino acids)
Source: RefSeq, a predicted model, not a curated record
GCUCUAACAUCUUUAAUGCCACUUCCAAGCCAAUCCAUUCCGUGUUCCUGUGAUGUGAAAAUCUCAGCUGUGUUUUCCUGUUGAUCUAGGUAGCUGGGAAUCCUCACCCACAGUGCCAGUGCCCACAACAAGGGGCAGAGCUCUGCACCCAGCCCAGGCAGACCCUGGCCUUCACAGUGGGACGGAGCUGCCCAACAGGACGUGCUGCCCGCAGUUCUGCUCCAGCAUUCCAGAGCUCGCCCCCAAAGGGGUGCCCCAAGCAGCGGCCCCACACAGCCCUGGGGCAGCGCAGCACAGGAGGAGCGGCCCGCAGGGAUCCCCCAGCCAGUGUCAAGGGGCCGUGAGGUGACAGUGCCCCACUGAUGCCAUUGCUGUUCUCUGAGCUCACAAGGCCUCAACAGCUGUGACGCUGUUCCGUGCCACAGACAUUGCUCUGUGCCUGCCCCAUCAGCAACACUUGCUGUGGCUGCAGUGGUGGUGGUGGCAGCAGGAGACGAGUGUGGGGAGCUAUGGCCCCUGCCCAUCCUAUACUCCUCCUCCUGAUGGCCAUGACUUACUGGAAGAUGUGUGCUACUCCGUGGCAAGAACCAAGAGCAGAUGAUUACACUGGUUCUUUUAACCCAGUUGCCUGGCCGGACACGGCUUUUGUUCCUCUGAUGGAGCCCAGAGGUGUGAGUGGAGGUGAACAGGAUGCAGAAUCCCAGCUGGCUCCCGCAAUGGAAGCUAUAGCAGAUGGCAUGGAAAUCUCUCCAGGGAGGGCCGUGCCAAACACGCAGCUGCUUCCUGCACUGGAACCCCGCUGGUAUCCCAGGGGUCCUGUGAGACAGAGAGGGAACUUGGGAAGACGAAGAUAUUUGCAGAGGUUUUCUCACGUCCCAAAGACAGUCACGAGGGAGAAUGCAGUGCCUGAGAUCGACGGAGAGCCUGUGGAUGAGGCUGCAUUCCAGGAGGGCAGAAGCUGCACACUGCCCAUCUCCUGUGAAGACACAGAGGACGUGCGAGCAGCUGGCGCUCCAGGAAAAGGCCAUGCAGAGAGCUCUGUGGCUGAUGGUGCAGGUGCUGAAGAACCCGCAAAUGGCGUCCGUGUGAAGGAUGUCCCCAUGUUCUCCUUAAAAGGCGCUCUUGCUGUGUUUGUUCCUCUUCUGCUUGUCACAGUUUGGUGCUGCAUUUGUGUCCGGCGGCGAAGGCAGAAACACCAGCAUCUCACAGGAUCCACCAAAGCCCAGCGUGCAAAGUGUGCUGCCCGCGAACGCUCACUGCAUCCAGACAGAGAGCCAGCCCCAUACAAAGCAGCGGACAGACGGACUUGGCAGCAGCAGCCUCCACGUGUGCCAGGACAUCCUGCCUGGGUGCCGCAGAGCCCAUACAGAUCAUCCCCCUCCAGGCCAGAGAACACCUUGGCUCCGCUGCCCCUGGCGCAGCCCCCGUGGCCCCCCAGCCCGGCCCACUCCACCGUGGCAAAGCAGAAGAAAUCGAGUCGCCCCAAGCCCCGCUGGCCACUGCCACCAUCACCACUCCCAUCCUCCAGGGGUUGGCAGCAGUCCCCCUGGGGUAGUGUCCGGGAACCGUGUCCCACACCUGGACAACCCCUGCUGCGAUCAGCGGUGGCUUUCCAGAUUGCUCGUGCAGCAAGAAAUAAGAAACAGCUGUGUUGACCA